AUGCAGGAUAUUAUUGACCAUCUACCUAAACUUCCUGAAAUACAACAACAAAAGCUUACUAUUCCAGAAUUCGAUGAAAUAGAAGUCAAAGCAACUGACUCAGUAGAAACCAAGAAGUUCAUACGUAAGGUAAACUAUGAGUUUCUUGGAUUUCAUUGCAACCACAAAGUCAUGGACAAAGACUGCGAUAUGGUAUAUAAGAACAUCUCUGACAUAUACAAAUCUGAAGAAUUUAAGACCUACGACAACUUUGUUUCGUUAGUUGCAAAAUGUGUAUGGCAGAUAAGAGAUAAAGAUAAAAGAGGUAAAGUAUGGAACGAACAGAUAAAACCAGCAACUUUUGAGUUAAAGAAAACCAUUGACGCCUUAGUCAUACUUGCAGGUUUUAUUUCAAUGUACAAUGCUAAAAUGAACCCACAAUGUUCAAAAUGUAAAGCAGCAAUGAGGAAAUAUAACUACUCCGUCAAAGAGAUAGAAAGAAUGCGAAACGACUAUGCAGAUUUAAAGAAAGAAGCAGAGAAACCAGCAGAAGAUAAAAUGGACAUGUUGACAUUUCUGAACAAAAACUAUCCAACUGCUGACGAUUUCCUUCUAUCUGAUGUCAAGAAGAAAUAUAAAGAAACAUUCGGCAUAGUUAAAACUUUUGACAUACUGACAGAAGAAAUAGAAGCUACAAAACUGUUUAGAAUUUCAAAUAUACAUCGUACAAUUCAUGUAAGACGCUUGUGA
Molecule: messenger RNA, 729 nt
Organism: Trichomonas vaginalis G3
Lineage: Eukaryota; Parabasalia; Trichomonadida; Trichomonadidae
Product: organellar and viral DNA polymerase type B
Exons: 1
Coding region: 1-729 (242 amino acids)
Source: RefSeq, a predicted model, not a curated record